UUCACAGUUUUUAUAACAAAAUUUGCCACCGGAAAAAAUGUCAGGUGGUGUUGGUCCUAGUGGCGACAUACUCCUCAAGGAAGAAGAACCUAAACAUGAUCAACAACAACCUCAACAUCAACCACUACCACCAGAAGCCCAACAAAAAGCCCAUAUCCGACGUGGCAUCUUCUCGUUCCAACAGCUCAAUGCGUUAGCGGUCGCGGUGGUCCUGUCGGCCUCGGGCAUGGUUGCGGUUGAAGAUUUCGCGUUUGUAAUAUUCUCAUUCUUUUACAUGUACUUCAUGUCCAAAGUUGCGUUCCCCACUCUCCAUCCGUCCAACAAUCACCAGGUUUUCGACGAUAAGAACCGUCUCCUCCGCGUCUACUCGUUCGUUGGUGUUGUUGUCGGACUUAUUCUUCCGGUGGCGUACAUAUUUGAAGGGAUUCUUGAAGGAGAUAAAGAAGGUAUCAAAGCAGCAACUCCACAUGUGUUCUUGUUGGCCAGCCAGUAUUUUCUAGAAGGGGUGGCGAUUUCGGCCCGGUUUUCGUCCCCGAUGCAGAUGCUGGUGCUGGUGGUGUAUAACUCCACAAGAAUAUUUGCGUUGAUGGAGUGGGUGAGAUGCGAGGUAUCGAAAGUGGAACAGGAGUUUCAUGGAAGUAGUAGAAGGUUGUAUAUGGGGACAGUGUUGGCAGUUGUUAACUUGGUGUAUUGGGGGUUUAAUUUGUUUGGGUUUUUGUUGCCGUUUUAUCUUCCGACAGCUUUUAAGAGGUACUACUCCGAGGGAAAGAAUGUUAAGGAUUAAGAUUGAUUGAAGACGAUGAUGCUGCAAAUGUGUUAAAUUUGUUUUGAGUUGAUGUUUUAGGAUGUGUAUAUUUAGAGGGAUUAUCGAACAUGAUGAAUGAUUUUGUUUUCGAGUCGUAUA
Molecule: messenger RNA, 904 nt
Organism: Helianthus annuus (common sunflower)
Lineage: Eukaryota; Viridiplantae; Streptophyta; Magnoliopsida; Asterales; Asteraceae
Exons: 2
Coding region: 38-784 (248 amino acids)
Source: RefSeq, a predicted model, not a curated record